Molecule: messenger RNA, 436 nt
Organism: Nothoprocta perdicaria
Lineage: Eukaryota; Metazoa; Chordata; Aves; Tinamiformes; Tinamidae
Product: Schwann cell myelin protein-like
Exons: 2
Source: RefSeq, a predicted model, not a curated record
AUGGGCCUGGCCGGGCCCCCCCCGUUGGCGACGGCCCUGCUGGUGGUGACGCUGGUGACAGGCUGCGGCGCCGCCGGCUCCUGGUCGGCCUGGAUGCCCGCCACCACGUCGGCGCUGGCCGGCUCCUGCGCGCUCAUCCCGUGCCGCUUCUCCUUCCCCGAGGAGCUGCGCCCGGCCGCCGUGCACGGCCUCUGGUUCUUCGGCAGCCCCUACCCCAAGAGCUACCCGCCCGUGGUGGCGCGCUCGCACCCGGGCGGCCCCGUGCACGAGAGCUUCGCGGGGCGCGCGCGCCUCGUGGGGACCCCGGCCACGCGCGACUGCUCCCUGCUGCUGCAGCGCCUCGGCCCCGAGCUCGCCGGCCGCUACUACUUCCGCGGGGACCUGGGCGGCUACAACCAGUACACCUUCUCGGAGCACGCCACGCUGGCCGUGCUCG